AUGGCUAAUGAAUUUGCUUUGUUCGAAAAAGAUUCAACGAUUCAGAAUUCAAAUGAAACAAUUGAUAAUUUACGAAAAAAUAUAAUUCAUUUACAAAUAGAAUAUGAAAAAUUAGAUCAAAUUUAUCAAAAAGAAAUUUCUAAUAGAUCUGAAAUAAUCAAAAGAAUGGACGCAACUCGACAUAUUGUUGAAUCAACAACUGAAUAUUCAAAUUCCCUUUCAAAAGCAUUAAAUCAAUUAGAAUGCGAUAAAUUAAAAGUUGCAGAAUUUUACGAAUUGAUUAAUGGAGAACAAAAGGAAAUAGAAAAAAAACAAACCGAAUUGGAAACGUUGAUUACGGAAAUACAAGAAACAAUAAACGUGAAAUGUAAAUACAAAAUUAUAUAA
Messenger RNA from Pediculus humanus corporis (human body louse), 387 nucleotides. RefSeq lists its product as uncharacterized. Bases 1 to 387 code for a protein of 128 amino acids. The transcript is spliced from 3 exons. NCBI's taxonomy places the organism in Eukaryota, Metazoa, Arthropoda, Insecta, Psocodea, Pediculidae. The record is from RefSeq and is a predicted model, not a curated record.